Molecule: messenger RNA, 2674 nt
Organism: Seriola aureovittata
Lineage: Eukaryota; Metazoa; Chordata; Actinopteri; Carangiformes; Carangidae
Gene: f9b
Product: coagulation factor IXb
Exons: 8
Coding region: 942-2531 (529 amino acids)
Biological process (GO): blood coagulation; proteolysis
Cellular component (GO): extracellular region
Molecular function (GO): calcium ion binding; serine-type endopeptidase activity
Source: RefSeq, a predicted model, not a curated record
AGAGAGAGAAAGAGGGAGGGAGAGAGAGCUUGUAGCAAAUACACAACCUGAAAAUGGACUGGGAAAAGAGGGAUGAAUGCAGAGAGAAGGAAAAAAUGAACUGGCAAAAGAAUGGGAGGCGUUAAGAGUGAAAGGGAGGGCGAGAGAGUGAGAGAGAGCGAGGACUGGAGAAGGAGAGAAAUAUAGACAGAGGGAGGCAAAGGGAAUGUUUAAUAUGUGAGGAGGCAUAGGGAAAAAGGUAAAACAAGUGAAGGAGGAAUAUUAGAAGAGAGAGAGACCUGGUGAAUGUGUUUGUGAGAAAGUGGAGGCAGAAAGGAGGGGCUCUCAUCUUGUUUUGGUGCAGAGGUUCACCACUGCUGAAAGGCUGCAGCGUGCAAGGAGGAGGUGAAUAUCAGAGACAGCACUUCAGUCUGGAUGAGCCACGUCGUUUUCCAGAUGUUCCCUCUGCAUUCGCACCAGAGCAGAGGCACACGCAUACGGCAGCAAUCAGCCACUUCAGGCAUGUCGUCUGGCCACAGGCAGCCCCCACAGGAGAACAGAUGCACAGCUGUCAGUGCCAAAUGCAGCUGCAACGGCGCAUGGCAACUGCAGCUCCCAACUGGUGUCUACAGAGGAAGACGAGGCGGCGGACAGAUAGACGACUGCCUCACAGCUGAAGUCGACCUGUGGCACCUGGCGCCGAACAGCGGGCAAGGGCCAAUGCGUGCUGUUCGCCAGUGGAAAAGGUAGUGGAAAUCGAUAGCUGGAGAGCAAGAGGAUGUGGUGAGCAGUAAAUUACAUGCGGAAGAGGAGGCAAACUCAGUAUGCUGUAGCCCGUUGUGAGAAUAAGCCAAUGAGCGGAGGAGAGAGUGAUGGACUGUGGAUAGACACUGAGGUCAGGACCUGGUCACUGAAGCGGAGCCUUUAGCCUGUCCUUGACUGAAGGAGCUGAAGUUACACCUAUGGCCUUCUGCUUAGGAGCUGUGUUUGUGUCUCAGCGAGCGGCACACGCCGUGCUGCAUCGCCAGCGCAGGUACAACAGUGGCAAACUCGAGGAAGUGCUUCACAAAGACAAUCUGGAACGGGAGUGUAUUGAGGAAAUCUGCUCAAUGGAGGAGGCCAGGGAGGUGUUUGAGGACGAUCAGAAAACUAUGGAGUUCUGGGCCGGCUACAUCGAUGGCGACCAGUGUAAGCCACCCCCCUGCCAGAAUGGAGCUGAGUGUGAAGAUGGACUCGGCACUUAUGUUUGCUGGUGCAAACCAGGUUUCAGUGGCAAGAACUGUGAGAUUGAGGUGACCAAGCUGUGUUCGCACAACAAUGGUGGAUGCUCUCAUUUCUGUGUGAUGCAGGGGGUGCUACCUGUUUGCCAGUGUGCGGCUGGCUACAGGCUUGGGCAAGACAAGAAGAGCUGCGAACCAACAACAUCAUUCAGCUGCGGUCAAGUGACCCUCAGCUCCUCAUCCACGACCAGGUCCAUCCUGCGGUCAUCAAACAUGACAGGAGCCUUUGAAAGAAGCUUCAAUUUCACCAGCGCUCUGUGGGAUGACUACUAUGAUGACAAUAUAACACAGAUGAUUGACGAUUACGACCUCCCUGCGAAAGAUUCGGACUCAUUCAACAUCUCGGCGGCCUCUGCAGUAGACAUACACUCAAUGAAGUCAGAUUCAAGCUCCUCUAUAAAUCCAGCCGAGGAUGCUCUGAGCAGUGUCACUGAAACGCCCACAGAGAAAAAGCAGGUGCUCUCCUGGGGUUUACCCACACUCCCCACCAUCACAGCGGAACAAAACACUGACCAGAGGAUUGUGGGAGGCAAUGAGGCCAUGCCUGGAGAGAUACCUUGGCAGGUGGUCCUGAUGUCUCACUCAGAAUCGCUUGGGAGAGCAGAGUCCUUUUGUGGAGGAUCUCUGCUCAGUGAAUUAUGGAUCAUCACUGCUGCCCACUGUCUGGUGCAGCCUGAUGGCUUUAAAGAAGGUUUCUUCAUCAGAAUCGGUGAACACGAUUUGAAUAAGGAGGAUGGUCCAGAGCGAGACCAUAUGGUGGCAGAGCGGCAUAUCCACCCCAGGUAUAAAUAUCAGAAGUCACAGUAUAACCAUGAUAUUGCACUGCUGAAGCUCACCGCUCCAGUGGAACUGUCCAACCAACGGCGUCCCAUCUGCCUGGGCCCCAAACACUUUACAGAGACCAUACUGAGGGAGUCCAGCUCCGGCUCCCUGGUGAGCGGCUGGGGACACACCAAGUUCCUGGGCCUCGGGGCCACCAAGCUUCAGAAGCUGCAUGUCCCGUACGUGGAUCGCACCAAGUGUGGGCAGAGCAGCCAGGACCGCAUCACACCCGCCAUGUUCUGCGCUGGCUUCCUAAAUGAAAAGAAGGAUUCCUGUCAGGGGGACAGCGGGGGUCCGCAUGCCACCAAUUACAAAGGCAUUUGGUUCCUGACAGGUAUCGUCAGCUGGGGGGAGGAGUGUGCCAAGGAGGGGAAGUAUGGCAUCUACACUCGAGUCUCGCGGUACUACCCAUGGAUCAGUCAGACAACAGGGAUUCAAAUUAGCCACUAACAAAUAGUCACACAAAGAACACAGCUGUCCGACAAGAAAACAACUGACCUUUUUCUGAGAAAGUGAAAGUUUUUCUUCUACUGAGACGAAGUGUUACGGUUAAUUUGGACUUUUCAACUUUCCAAUAAAAUAUAAUGAAAAUA